CAUUUUAACAAGAGGCUAUGUUAUUAAGGCAGUGGUCCAAAACUCGUUGAAUUGUUUUACCUGUAAUUUCCAGCUGUGAUGUUGAAGCAACACGUCUACCCAGGAAGCAAAGCAACCUAUUUUAAAAACGUAGAAGAAGACGGCACAGGAAGUGUCGUCAGGUGAAUAAUGACUUCUCCAGAGGACAAACAUGGGACAAAACGACCCGCAUCUCCCUCGGAAGACGGGUCCACCCAGUGGGCGUCUGCAGAUCUGGGAAGCGACGAAAGGAAGCAAAAGUUCCUACGGUUAAUGGGCGCCUCUAAGAAAGCACACACCGGUCGCCUCGUCAUCGGUGACCACAAGUCCACAUCCCACUUCCGUAGCGGGCAGGAAGAUAAGCGGAUGAAUGACGAGCUGGAGAUGCAGUACCAGCAGAGCAUGGACGGAAAACUGUCGGGUCGGGACCGGAGGCACUGUGGUCUGGGUUUCAGCGAGCCACAGCCAGAGCCGGUCAUCUCCCCACCUGCAGACUCUCAGACAGAAGCUGCUAAACCAGAGGAGUCGUCCAGUGAAAACCAAAACACAGAAGCUCAGGAGGAAGAUUCCAGCCCAGAGGAGAAAUCACCAGAUCAGGAGGAUCCCGGCUCAGACGACCAGUCCAAGGAACGGAAACAAAACUACAAAAUGGUCUUCGUAAAAUCAUUGUAGGAGGGGAGAGGAGCUAGCUUUUUUAUUCUCACAUCGGGACAGUUUGAUGCUUUUCGUUUCACUUUAGGACAUUGCUCAAUUCUCAUUUGUACC
Molecule: messenger RNA, 783 nt
Organism: Poecilia latipinna (sailfin molly)
Lineage: Eukaryota; Metazoa; Chordata; Actinopteri; Cyprinodontiformes; Poeciliidae
Gene: cunh11orf58
Product: chromosome unknown C11orf58 homolog
Exons: 6
Coding region: 169-690 (173 amino acids)
Source: RefSeq, a predicted model, not a curated record